ACCACCACCAGUCUGGGGCUAUAUUGUCCUCGCCCCUGGCAGCCUAAGGUUCCACCCCCUCUUCAUUCACAAUAGUCAUGUGAUGUGCACUUUCAGAGUACAACAGCUUUGUGAGAGCUCCCCAUUCAUUUCCUCCUGAGUAGCCUUUGAAGGAGGAGGGAAAAAACAGAGCGAGCGAGCAAGAGAGAGAGUGAAAGAGAGUGAGAGACAAGAGUCUGACCACACAAGAAAACAAGACAGAGAGCUAAAAGGACGCAAUAAGGAUAUCACUUCUUUAUCUCACGUUCCGAGACUUCAAACAAGGAUGUUGAUGCUGGACGGGAUGCCUGUCCUGCGAGUCAGAGCAGAGCCCGUGCAGAUGCAGCGGAGGUCUCCUGAGAUCCGUCGCUACGCAGACAUGGGAGUGUUGGUGAUGGAAAGAAGGUUCCGGACUCAUUCUCCUGAAAAACGCUUUCCGUCAGACCUGUUCCAGAUGCAGACUGAGCCUGUAGACCUUUCCACCAACAGAUCCCGCUCUUCGCCAUCAUCAUCAUCGUCGUCAUCAUCAUCAUCAUCAUCACCCUCUUCAUCUUUGCUGCGUUUUUCGCCACGUUCCCCCCCAGUCUCCUCCACCAAGUCUCCUUCAUCAUCUUCUUCAUCGUCAGCAUCAUCAUUAUCUUCAUCAUCGUCAUUAUCGCUGCCUUCGUCCUCGCCUCCGUCGGUCAUAACUCCCGUGCCACGGUUAAAGAUGUCUCCAUCAAGAGUGACGUCUCCUCCCUCCAUCACUCGCAGGGGGCAGCCAUUCCUGCACAUACCCCAGGUCAUGCCUCCUUGCCCUAGCCCCAUCCACCUGCACUCCCGUAGAGUCCCUGUGGUGGUACAGCCCAUGCCAAUGGUCUACGCCGGGGUCGGUUCUUUGGGACCUGGUGGUCUCAUGGCACCCAUGCUGGAAGAGAGCAGGAUACAUAGAAAAGUCACACACAGAGUACAAGAUGGACCGUCUCCACGGCGAUCUUUGAGUGACAGCGAGGAUGAUGACCUGCCCAAUGUGACGCUGGACAGCGUGAACGAGACCGGCUCUACCGCCUUGACCAUCGCCCGUGCUGUACAGGACUCCAUGUUACCGUUUAGCAUCGAGAGCAUGCGAAGGUCGAGGCGACCCGAGUCUCCUGACACCAAGAGGAGACGCAUCCACCGCUGUGAGUUUGAUGGAUGCAGUAAAGUUUACACCAAGAGCUCUCACCUCAAGGCCCACAGGAGGACACACACCGGUGAGAAGCCAUAUAAGUGCACGUGGGAUGGCUGCGCGUGGAAAUUUGCACGCUCUGACGAGCUCACACGUCACUACCGCAAACACACCGGCGUCAAGCCGUUCAAGUGCGGCGACUGCGAGCGCAGCUUCUCCCGCUCGGAUCACCUGGCACUCCACCGCCGCCGCCAUGCACUGGUGUGAGGACACACACACACACACACACACACACACACACACACACACACACACACACACACACACACACACACACACACACACACAGAGCGGUUUUGGGAGGAUGUGGCCCGGGAGAGGCUGGACCUUUCCCUAAAUGUGCUCAUGGUAUUAGGAGUCUAGUCCUGGAUGAAGAGUAAGGAGUGAUGAUCAGUAUUUAACCGUUUAUAUCCUCAAGAAUACAUUUAUACAUGUGUAUAUAUCUAUCUGUAAGGAGCUGAUCAUACUGAUCAUACUCCAAAAUAUUACAAAGACUUACAGAGAGAGAGAGAGAGAGAGAGAGAGAGAGAGAGAGUUAAAUAAUACCAGCGCAUAUUGCAGGGCACGUCACGUCGAUCAUAUUCAGCAUUUCUAUGUUAUAUCAUUGCAAUUUUAUGACCCACUUUGAGACUAUUACACCAGUAUAUUUUAGCCAGUCAGAAACCCUGAUGUAACUCGCUGUAUGUUUUUUUGUUUCCCAUCUGACUGAAUCCAAGUCAGUCGUGAACUGUGAAAAGAAAAAGAAAAAAAAAAAAUCACAUCAUUUCUUCAAACUGUUGAUUCGAUUUGUUUCUCACCAGCGUGUGAGGAGCGGAUGACGUAAUUCGAUAGGGAUUUUAUUAAAAAAAAAACAAAAAACACACAGAUGGAUAAUUAACAGGGUAUAAAUCACAAUGUGAAAAAGAAGAAAAAACGCUAUUUCAUCCACUAAAUUAAUAUCAUUUUCUUAAUAAUAAUCAUUAAAAAAAAAAAGUAAAUAAAUAAAGGUCAGUGAUUUAUUUCCUGAUGGGAAAAAAAUGAAACUUUGCACAGCUUUGAUAUGGAGUGAGUGUUCACAGAAAUUAGUCAAAAGUUCAUAACAAUUAUUAUUAUUAUUAUUAUUAUUAUUAUUAUUAUUAUUAUUAUUAUUAUUAUUGAGUCCAUGUACUGUGUUGCUACAGUGAGAGAGAGAGACAGAGAGAGACAGAGAGAGAGAGAUUCAUUUUCAUUUAAACUGCAUAAUUUGUGCACAAACAUAGUGUAGCAGAUGUCUGUACAUUUAAAAGAAAAAAAGAAAAAAAAAUCUUAUGCUCCUUAUGUGCAUUUUAAGUCAUGUCAUGUAUUUGUUCAGUAUUUUUAUUGCACCCUUUUUUGAACGUAUGUGACGUCACCAUUUAUAUAUAAGUGUUGUUUAUAUUGAAGCCCGAUGACGGCCGGUCAAAAGCAUCAUCUGGGACCUUCCUUUAACCUUUAAUCCUGUUUCUCAAUUAUGUAUUUGUAAAUGAUGUUAUUGUAUACAUUUCCUUUUUUUAUAUGGAUUGACUGUGAAUUUAUACAUAAAUAUAUAUAUAUAUAUAAAUAUAUGUUUAAUGGAUCAAAUGAAGGCAUGAAUAAAGUCACUUAACACUUUAAUUCCA
This is a messenger RNA of Tachysurus vachellii, 2841 nucleotides long. RefSeq names its product Kruppel like factor 12a (gene klf12a). Gene Ontology annotation, biological process: regulation of transcription by RNA polymerase II. The record is from RefSeq and is a predicted model, not a curated record. The transcript has 6 exons. The coding region runs from base 305 to 1432 and encodes 375 amino acids. Gene Ontology annotation, molecular function: DNA-binding transcription factor activity, RNA polymerase II-specific; RNA polymerase II cis-regulatory region sequence-specific DNA binding. NCBI's taxonomy places the organism in Eukaryota, Metazoa, Chordata, Actinopteri, Siluriformes, Bagridae.